This is a messenger RNA of Hemibagrus wyckioides, 2826 nucleotides long. RefSeq lists its product as uncharacterized. The record is from RefSeq and is a predicted model, not a curated record. The transcript has 2 exons. The coding region runs from base 520 to 2631 and encodes 703 amino acids. Lineage: Eukaryota; Metazoa; Chordata; Actinopteri; Siluriformes; Bagridae.
GCGUAACACACACCCCAGUGUUCUGAACGAAAUAAUGCCUGCGUUUACAUGCUGCAGAAACGUCACGUCUUCACCGUGUGGAAUGCAGGAAGAGGAAAUGAAUCAACAUGGAGUGUUUACUGUGUUCACAUGGCAAUAUCGUGUUAUUCCUCCGCUUUUUUAUGUUCCAAAACUUGCUGCUAUCCUCCUCAGAUUCGAUCUUUAGAGGAUUCAAUUCUUCAGAUAUUCUUUUGUUUAAUUUUAAAGGCAGAAAUAUUUUUUAAAAUUACAUUUCAACCCAAAAGUAUUAAUUCCGUGUCAUUGCCUUGUCCUCGUUUCCUCUCCUCAGCCGGGCCAAGCUUCACUCUGAUUGGUUGAUGGAGAGAACCAGAGGACCAAUCAGAGGGCUUUGUCUUAACUUAUGCAUUUUUCAGAGCCUGAAUCCGUUUUUACAGUUUAAACACCGGAAUUUUUUUUUUUUUUGGUUCAUCUCCGGGACACACGUCUGUUUUAAAGGAGAAACUCUCUAGACUUUCAGAAAUGUUCCUCGUGCAGAUGAUUUUCAUGAUGAUGCACUUUUGUAAAUUUAAGCCAAUGGAAAAAUACAGAUAUCAUGUAAGUUGUGUAGAAAAGAAUUGUUGUGUAGAUAGUGUGUACAAUAAACGUGUGACACGAUCAGUGACAUCACACCAACGUCCUAAAAGCUUUCUAAUCUUCACAUGGACCCUUCACUCGCACUCUUUACUCGGGCCCUUCACUCUUUACUCGGACCCUUCAUUCUACACAGACCCUUUACUCGGACCCUUCAUUCUACACAGACCCUUUACACGGACCCUUCAUUCUACACAGACCCUUUACUCGGACCCUUCAUUCUACACAGACCCUUCAUUCUACACAGACCCUUUACUCGGACCCUUCAUUCUACACAGACCCUUUACUCGGACCCUUCAUUCUACACAGACCCUUUACUCAGACCCUUUACUCGGACCCUUCAUUCUACACAGACCCUUUACUCGGACCCUUCAUUCUACACGGACCCUUCAUUCUACACAGACCCUUUACACGGACCCUUCAUUCUACACAGACCCUUUACUCAGACCCUUUACUCGGACCCUUCAUUCUACACAGACCCUUUACUCUGACCCUUCAUUCUACACAGACCCUUUACACGGACCCUUCAUUCUACACAGACCCUUUACUCGGACCCUUCAUUCUACACAGACCCUUCAUUCUACACAGACCCUUUACACGGACCCUUCAUUCUACACAGACCCUUUACUCAGACCCUUUACACGGACCCUUCAUUCUACACAGACCCUUUACUCGGACCCUUCAUUCUACACAGACCCUUUACACGGACCCUUCAUUCUACACAGACCCUUUACACGGACCCUUCAUUCUACACAGACUCUUUACUCGGACCCUUCAUUCUACACAGACUCUUUACUCGGACCCUUCAUUCUACACAGACCCUUUACUCGGACCCUUCAUUCUACACAGACCCUUUACUCGGACCCUUCAUUCUACACAGACCCUUUACUCGGACCCUUCAUUCUACACAGACCCUUUACUCGGACCCUUCAUUCUACACAGACCCUUUACUCGGACCCUUCAUUCUACACAGACCCUUUACUCAGACCCUUUACACGGACCCUUCAUUCUACACAGACCCUUCAUUCUACACAGACCCUUUACUCGGACCCUUCAUUCUACACAGACCCUUUACACGGACCCUUCAUUCUACACAGACCCUUUACUCGGACCCUUCAUUCUACACAGACCCUUUACUCGGACCCUUCAUUCUACACAGACCCUUUACUCGGACCCUUCAUUCUACACAGACCCUUUACUCGGACCCUUCAUUCUACACAGACCCUUUACUCGGACCCUUCAUUCUACACAGACCCUUUACUCAGACCCUUUACACGGACCCUUCAUUCUACACAGACCCUUCAUUCUACACAGACCCUUUACUCGGACCCUUCAUUCUACACAGACCCUUCAUUCUACACAGACCCUUUACUCGGACCCUUCAUUCUACACGGACCCUUCAUUCUACACAGACCCUUUACUCGGACCCUUCAUUCUACACGGACCCUUCAUUCUACACAGACCCUUUACUCGGACCCUUCAUUCUACACAGACCCUUUACUCGGACCCUUUACACGGACCCUUCAUUCUACACAGACCCUUUACUCGGACCCUUCAUUCUACACAGACCCUUUACUCGGACCCUUCAUUCUACACAGACCCUUUACUCAGACCCUUCAUUCUACACGGACCCUUCAUUCUACACAGACCCUUUACUCGGACCCUUCAUUCUACACAGACCCUUUACUCGGACCCUUCAUUCUACACAGACCCUUUACUCAGACCCUUUACUCGGACCCUUCAUUCUACACAGACCCUUUACUCAGACCCUUUACUCGGACCCUUCAUUGUACACAGACCCUUUACUCGGACCCUUCAUUCUACACAGACCCUUUACUCAGACCCUUUACUCGGACCCUUCAUUCUACACAGACUCUUUACUCGGACCCUUCACUCUUAACUUGGACUCUUUACUCGGACCCUUCAGGAAGUCACUACAAGGCAACAGAAAUGAUCGGAGGUCAUGACCCCACUGAGUUCUGUUUUUUCCCCAUAUUGUGAUUUUUCUCUCCCCCUUCAGAGGAUUUUAUCUCCUCUCUAAAGAUCAUGAAGAUUUUCCUUUACUGGUUAUUUUUCAUUUAAAUUUCUGGUGUUUAUCCAUGAUGGAAAUCUCUCUCUCGCUUGUACAUACGUCUCUGUCCUCAUGUAGUGUCGUAGUGUUUCAGGAUAUUUGUGUAAAUAAAGGUGUUUUAUUUA